AUGGCUCAAAUCGAGCGCAUACUGGCUGUUGUUCGAAACCAUGCAAUGCCCGUGGCUGGCACAAGUACUUCUCAAGCUCGCCACGAAGAACUCCUCGAACAGACAGUAUGGGCUGAGGAUGCAGCGCGAAAGGCUGCUGAUGAUGCUGCUGUAGCUCGCUCAGAGGCUGAACGAACGAGAGAUGAGCUAGCUGAGCUACGAGCAGAAUUUAGAGCCUAUCGAAAUUCCAGUGAGCUUCGACAGGAUGAAGUGAAAGCCAUCCUUGAUAAUCUGUCGAACCAAGUGCCUGCCCAGCUUGAGUCACUCUUCGAAGGGCUGUCUACUCUCCUUUCCCGUGGUGAUGAUACCAACAAGGGGGAAAAUACACAAAGGGGAGGAGGAAGAGGCAAGAAAAGAGCAAGAAGCAGUGAACCAGCUGGACCUCCUGUGAAAAUUCCAAAGCAAACGAGCAAGCAAAUGGAGGAAGCCAAAAGGGCAGAAGCUGCAAGGUUUGGAAGCAAAGAAGAUGAUAUGCGACAUCUAGUUCUCAAAGUCUUCAAUCUGUUGGCACUAAUAAAGAUAUCACUCCACAGCAACAUGACUCCAGAGGAAUGUGUUACAUGGUGGAAAGAGGGAGUGAUUGAAGGAGAUUUUGGAGUUAUAGGAGGGGAGGGUAGAUCACAACUUAGUGGCAUUAGCAGUGAGGUGUGGGCCCGGCAGGAGGCUGACCGGGUUACCGGCCUCCCCGGCUCGCCGCCGGUGAAUUUCCGGCAAUAUGCCGGAUACGUUAGGGUGAGCCAGAAGCAUGGGAGAGCGCUUUUCUAUUGGUUCUUUGAGGCCAUGGAAAACCCUGAGGAUAAACCUCUCGUUUUGUGGCUCAAUGGAGGGCCAGGAUGUUCAUCAGUAGGAUAUGGUCUUUUAGAGGAGUUGGGACCUUUCCUCUCACAAAAAGGGAAACCAGAGCUGAGGUUCAACAACUACUCUUGGAAUACAGCGGCCAAUAUGCUGUUUCUAGAGCAGCCUGUGGGUGUCGGAUUUUCAUACACAAACACCAGCAGUGAUAUCGGGCGACAAGGCGACAAAUUUGCAGCUCAUGAUUCAUAUAGAUUUCUACUCAAAUGGUUUCAAAGAUUCCCACAAUUCAAGUCCCAUGAAUUCUACAUUGCUGGCGAAAGUUAUGCAGGCCACUAUGUUCCUCAACUCUCAGAACUUAUCUAUGACAAGAACAAAGUUGUUCCAAAGGUUGAUCAAAUAAACUUCAAGGGUUUGCUGAUAGGUAACGCGGUGUUGGACGACGAAGCAGAUCAAACAGGGUUGAUAGACUACGCAUGGGAUCACGCCGUGAUUUCCGACCGCCUCCGCGACGACAUCAAAGCCGCCUGCAACUUCAGCUCCGCCACCUCUUCCGCCGAAUGCGACGCCCAGCUCAACAACUAUUUCGCCGUUUACGAUAUUAUUGAUAUGUACAGCUUGUACACCCCAACCUGUGUCCGAACCAACAGCACCGCCACCAAGAAGUCGGUUCCUGUCGUACGAGGAAUCGCCCCUCACCUUUUCUCCAAAAUGGCUGGAUGGCACAAGAAACCAUCAGGUUACGACCCAUGCGCGACUGAUUAUACAGAAGCAUAUCUCAACAGACCUGACGUCCAGAAGGCACUUCAUGCCAACGUAACUGGGAUUUCCUAUCCAUGGACUCAUUGCAGCGACAUUAUCAGUGAUUGGAAAGAUGCACCAUCUACCAUUCUUCCUAUAAUCAGGAAACUUGCAGCAGCGGGUUUGCGCAUUUGGGUUUUCAGUGGAGAUACUGAUGGAAGGGUACCAGUAACUUCUACAAGGUAUAGUCUCAAAAAACUAGGGUUCAAUAUCACUGAAGAUUGGACUCCAUGGUACACUGAUAAUCAACAGGUUGGGGGAUGGACAGUUGUUUACGAAGGACUCAUGUAUGUGACGAUUAGAGGAGCAGGGCACGAGGUUCCAACUUUCAAGCCAAGGGAAGCACUGCAGCUAGUUACCCACUUUUUGGCCAAUAAGAAAUUGCCAUCCCACCAUAUUGAUUGA
This is a messenger RNA of Ipomoea triloba (trilobed morning glory), 2037 nucleotides long. RefSeq names its product serine carboxypeptidase-like 34. NCBI's taxonomy places the organism in Eukaryota, Viridiplantae, Streptophyta, Magnoliopsida, Solanales, Convolvulaceae. Gene Ontology annotation, biological process: proteolysis. The transcript has 12 exons. Gene Ontology annotation, cellular component: vacuole. The record is from RefSeq and is a predicted model, not a curated record. Gene Ontology annotation, molecular function: serine-type carboxypeptidase activity. Bases 1 to 2037 code for a protein of 678 amino acids.